Sorex fumeus (smoky shrew) is the source of this 1371-nucleotide messenger RNA. RefSeq names its product transmembrane protease serine 11G-like. The transcript is spliced from 11 exons. NCBI's taxonomy places the organism in Eukaryota, Metazoa, Chordata, Mammalia, Eulipotyphla, Soricidae. The record is from RefSeq and is a predicted model, not a curated record. Bases 1 to 1371 code for a protein of 456 amino acids. Gene Ontology annotation, biological process: proteolysis. Gene Ontology annotation, molecular function: serine-type endopeptidase activity. Gene Ontology annotation, cellular component: plasma membrane; extracellular region.
AUGUAUGGUUUUUACCAUGUGCAGGUUACUAGUUUGAAAGAAUGCCCAGGAUGCUACUCAUUUGACCAGAAAUCACAAAGCAACACAGAGUCGGAGAAGCUUGCAUUAUUCAACAGGAACGUGAUGUAUCAGCCUGUGAUUCAAAGAACAAGUUCACUGAAGCCAUGGAUGAUAGCUCUAAUUGUUACAGCAGUUGUGUUGGUUCUGGCAAUAAUUAUUGGUCUUCUUGUUUAUUUUUUAGUAUUUGAUCAGAAGAUGCAGUAUUACCAAACCUCUUUUCAGAUUCCCAGUAUUGAAUAUAAUCCUGACUAUUCAUCAGAACACUCAAAAAUUAGGAACGACUUAGAACAAAGAAUCAAUGACGAGAUGGAUAAUAUAUUUAAAGGUUCCAGUUUAAGUCAUCAUUACAUCAGUGCUCAUGCUUUCAACUUCAGGUCAAGUAAUGAUGGCUUGAAAGCAGAUGUAUUGCUUAAAUUUCAGUUUGUUUCUGGUAAUGCAGAUGUGAUAAAAAGUCAAGCUGAUAAAAUCUUGCAUCAGAUGUUGAAAUUAGAUGAAAGCUUUUUGAAGAUAGAUGCUUCAUUACCUCAUCUUAGAGAUGUGAAUGAAGAGCAAGCAGAACACAUUUUGAACAGGAGCUGUGGUGUAGGGAAGGAGCUUCCAUCCAUGGAUAGAAUUGCAGAUGGUAGAAUUGCAAGGAAAACUGAUUGGCCAUGGCAAGCCAGCCUACAAAUGGAUGGCAUUCACUUCUGUGGAGCAUCUUUGAUCAGUGAAGAAUGGCUCCUCACUGCGGCUCACUGUUUUGACACGUACAAAAACCCAAAGCUCUGGACAGCUAGUUUUGGAACAAAGCUAAACCCUGCACUGAUGAGAAGAAAUGUGCAGUCAAUCAUUGUCCAUGAAAACUACGCUGCCCAUAAACACGAUGAUGACAUUGCUGUGGUGAAGCUCUCCACCCCCGUUGUCUUUUCCAAAGAUGUGCGCAAAGUGUGUCUCCCAGAUGCCACCUUUGAAGCCAUGCCUAAAAGUAAAGUGUUUGUCACCGGCUGGGGAGCAUUAAAAGCAAAUGGUCCCUUCCCCAAUACUUUGCGUGAGGUUGAAAUUGAGAUCAUAAGUAAUGAUGAAUGUAAUCAGAACAAUGUGUAUGGUGGGGCUGUGUCAUCAGGAAUGCUAUGUGCUGGUUUCCUGUCAGGAAAACAUGAUGCCUGUGAGGGUGACUCUGGAGGACCUCUGGUUAUUUCAGAAAACAAUAAUAUCUGGCAUGUUAUUGGAAUUGUAAGCUGGGGGAUAGACUGUGGAAAAGAAAACAAGCCUGGAAUCUAUACCAAAGUCACUCGUUACCGGGACUGGAUUAAAUCUAAAACUAACAUCUGA